UCCGCGCGAAUUACCUACACAGUGGUUGUCAAGGGAGAACUGUAUAAUUCUGCAAUCAUGUCGCAUACAUGUAUGAACCCACAGCAAACUAUGGAAGUAACGAUGGCGGCGAAACAGUUGUUCAAUGAACAUUCCUACACAUGCAGACAAGAGCCCAUGGAGUGCACGACGCCCAAGCCAAACACACAUCUAUCCUUCCCCAUCGUGAUACAUGUGAAUGAACGUGAGGGCGUGGACCCUAGCACGGGCUAUCCCCCACGGACCUUCUACGUACCCUGUCAUCGAGGCGAACUGCUAUACCCUCACUGGCUUCACGGUUUGCUGGACCGCGACCUCCGGUUCUACACCACCUUAGAUCAGGACACGGCUCAUGCGGCUAGCGUGUUCCGAGAAGGACAGUUGUUGAUUCAGAAGCUGAGGUCCAUCUCAGCGACGCUUUCGUGGGAUCGAAAGAACCCGGUGGGUCUAAAACUCACAUUGGCUGAAAACCAUGGCAAUUGUCGUCUGCCACAGAGACGGCGACAGAAGGGUCUCCUGGCUGACUGUGUGUUAUUGGAUAACAAAUGCGAUUGUGUAGCGAUCCAAGGCAAGAUGUUCUCGCUGAUUAUCGGGAUGCCGUUUCCUGGAGACGUGAUCCGUGAUGUGGAUGAUCCGGGAAUGAAGAUAGAUGUUGGGAUGUUUUUCAGGGCACUUGAUUGUGCUCCCACCGUCCGAGUCAAAUGGUCCAUAUCACUCACACGUAGAGACAUCCCGGCGCACGUGCUUGAUGUUAUUCGUGAACGGGAAGAGGAAUUCGAUGAUUUCGAUGAUGACGACUCGACACUGGAUGGUGACGAGUCCGAUGAAGAAAUGGAAGAUGUAGAAUUAUAGCUAAUCAUUGAUUAGCAUCUUUGUUAAACAUCCCCCGAAAAAUACAAAACGAGAAGAAUAUUUCAUUACAAUACACAUGCAAUAUAAGAGAAAACAACA
This is a messenger RNA of Mizuhopecten yessoensis (Yesso scallop), 969 nucleotides long. RefSeq lists its product as uncharacterized. The record is from RefSeq and is a predicted model, not a curated record. The coding region runs from base 58 to 870 and encodes 270 amino acids. The transcript is spliced from 2 exons. NCBI's taxonomy places the organism in Eukaryota, Metazoa, Mollusca, Bivalvia, Pectinida, Pectinidae.